AAGUACGGCCUCCCCAGGGGCCUCAUCCCGGACUCGGUCAGCUCCUACACCUUCGACGAGGCCACGGGCGACUUCGAGAUCCACCUCGCGGGCACCUGCUACGUCCGCUUCGGCGACCACCUCGUCUACUACGAGAAGGCCCUCCGCGGCUGCCUCUCCAAGGGGCGGAUCACCGGCCUCUCCGGCAUCCAGGCCAAGAAGCUCUUCCUCUGGGUCUCCGUCUCCGGCAUCGUCGCGCACCCCGAGGAGGGCACCCUCGAGUUCCAGGUCGGCUUCGUCUCCGAGGAGCUCUCCGCCUCGCUCUUCGACCGGGUGCCCGUCUGCGGCGCCAGCGCCGGCGCGCAGCUCCGCGGCGUCGCCGGGGUCAUCCAGGAGCUCGGCCUGCUCCCCGUUGCAGAG
This is a messenger RNA of Triticum dicoccoides, 399 nucleotides long. RefSeq lists its product as uncharacterized. The transcript has a single exon. NCBI's taxonomy places the organism in Eukaryota, Viridiplantae, Streptophyta, Magnoliopsida, Poales, Poaceae. The record is from RefSeq and is a predicted model, not a curated record. The annotation marks the transcript as partial.